This is a messenger RNA of Aspergillus sclerotioniger CBS 115572, 557 nucleotides long. Its product is annotated as putative TOM core complex subunit Tom6. Gene Ontology annotation, cellular component: mitochondrial outer membrane translocase complex. The coding region runs from base 101 to 277 and encodes 58 amino acids. The transcript has 3 exons. NCBI's taxonomy places the organism in Eukaryota, Fungi, Ascomycota, Eurotiomycetes, Eurotiales, Aspergillaceae. The record is from RefSeq and is a predicted model, not a curated record. Gene Ontology annotation, biological process: protein import into mitochondrial matrix.
CGGCCUUCACCCUGCCAUCAAACAUCCGACACUCUUGCCGUCUCAGGACCUCUUCUUGUCAAGGACAUCAUCUUUUCUGCCUAUACCACAUUUUGCCAAAAUGGUUCCCAGACAGCGCGUCGUCUCUGGCCGUCCCCAGAAGAGCUUCUUCACCACCGCAUACGAGGAAGUCACUCACCCCGAGAACGCUACCAUUGUGAGAAGCAUUCUAAUCUUCGGCGCCGGCGUCGCUUUCCUCCACAGCAGCCUCAGCGAGCUCCUUCUGCCCCCUAUGUAAACCGAUUUCCCACGCGUCCGCCUGUCGCUGUGAUAUGAAAAUGUCGGCCUGGUCUGGAAGUUCUACCGAUAUUUAUCACGAUGCACGGACAAAUUUCUCCCUACUUUACUUAUGAAUCCGAUUCGAUUCUAAUGAAUACGUGUAUUAUACUGUGUGCUUGAUGGGCAUAUAUGGGUUUCAACGUUGUGUGGCUAGGCUUGUCGUCCGGUCCAUGAAGGAUCAACAUUAUAUGUGGCGUUGGAAUAGACCUGUUCUCCAAAAGACAUACGGACCUUGCUUC